AUGAGCACACGGAAACUACAGCAGGAGUGUGACAAGCUACAAAAGAAAAUCACUGAAGGAUUGCUGGUGUUUGAUGACAUCCACGAAAAGAUUGGCCAAACGGAUAAUGCCAGUCAGAAAGAGAGGCUAGAGGGAGACUUGAGGAAAGAAAUCAAGAAGUUGCAGAGGUGUCGUGACCAGGUGAAGCAGUGGCUUGGGGACAGCAGUGUGAAACUUGAUAAGAACCUUUUGCAGGAUAAUAGAAGUAAGAUUGAAAAUGCCAUGGAACGAUUUAAAGAGGUGGAGAGGGUAUCCAAGAUGAAACAGUUCUCGAAUGAGGGUUUGGAAAUGCAGACAAAGCUCGGUGCUACAGACGAAGAUGAAGCGAAGAAAAAUGAGGCUUGCCGGUACAUUACAGAUAUUCUUGAAGAAUUGGGGAGACAGAAUGAGCUUUUGAGUGGUGAGCUCAGUGGUUACUCGGGUAAGAAGAAGCUGGGAAAUGCACAAGUUGCUAUAGACGAAUUGAAUCAAAAAAUAGACAGAAACAAUUUGCACAUUGGCAAGCUCGAACAGAUACUUCAUAACCUCACGAAUGAGCAAUUAAAGCCGGAGAGAAUAGACGAGAUCAAGGACGAUCUAGAUUAUUACGUGGAGAAUAAUCAAGCUGCGGAUUUUAUCGAAUACAAUGACUUCUAUGAUCAACUUGAGCUCGAUGAAGCGCCAGAGAGCUUCCCAGCGGCAACCAUGCCUGGGGCAUUGCAUGAUGAUACAAAGAGUUCAAAGGAGGACUCAAAUCCAAGGAGCCCGGCAAAGAAGGAUACGCCUACAAGUAAUGGUACGCCAAGUACGUCCUCAGCUACUACGGCUGCUACGACCAUUACUAACCAGUCAUCGCACCCUACACGUCCUCCUGCUUCCGCACCUACGACGUCCUCUGCAAGCGCUAGCUUGUCGAACAGCGGCAGCACAACGCAACCUCACACAAUACACUCUUCGCAAGGGAGUCUAGCAUCUAAACCUCCAAUGGGGACUGGACCAUCUGCUGCGGGACUUGCUCAGGUACGUGCACCGCCUCCAGGUUUGGGUUCUUCGUCAAAAUCUGGCAGCCCUGUACCUUUGGCGGCAACGCCCAAGUCGAGCGCCGCUGAACUUAAGAAGAAGGUCGCUUCCUCGCAAGCAGGCUCUUCUCUGGGAAUUACACCAGGAAUAUCUGUCGCAGCGGCACUUUCAAACUCCAUCAACAAUAACAGUAAUACUAAGAACGCAUCGCCUGCAUUAUCCCAUGCGUCUACUGCUACCACUGUUGGUUCAUCAAACAAAGCGGCAUCAGAGGCCCAGUCAGCGGCAGCUAACCCACUCACGCAGGAGACAAAGUACUUAAGCGAAGCGGCAGUUCGCGUACACGCCAUUUCUCAGAAUCGGUUAGCCAACCCAUUGCCAUUCCUGGCAAUCAGCCAAUUACUAGAGACCUCUCUCCUCAACUGUCCGGACUCAUCGGACGCCGAACGGCCUCGUCAGUACAACCCAAGGAACGUCCACCCACUGUCCGUGGACUAUCCUCAGGAACCAAUGUUUGAGCUCAAUUCUGCGAGAAUCAUGUCUAAGUUCGACAAUGAUACGUUGUUUUUCUGCUUUUACUACAGUGAAGAGCAGGAUAACAUCGCCAGAUAUAACGCUGCCAGGGAGUUGAGCAAACGUGGGUGGAUAUUCAACUCGAAAACGAAGCAGUGGUUUUCCAAAGAUGACCGUGCCAAGAGUCGCCUGGCAUCUGUUGCACAAGGAGUAGAGGAGAAACUGCAAGGAGAGAGCUACAAGUACUUUGACUACCAGAGUAGCUGGCUCAUUCGUCGCAAGGACCACUACAAGUUACAGCCCGAGGUGCAAGAGACGUUUUGA
This is a messenger RNA of Candidozyma auris, 1875 nucleotides long. RefSeq names its product CCR4-NOT core subunit NOT5 (gene NOT5). Gene Ontology annotation, biological process: nuclear-transcribed mRNA poly(A) tail shortening; regulation of DNA-templated transcription. NCBI's taxonomy places the organism in Eukaryota, Fungi, Ascomycota, Pichiomycetes, Serinales, Metschnikowiaceae. Gene Ontology annotation, cellular component: P-body; nucleus; CCR4-NOT core complex. The coding region runs from base 1 to 1875 and encodes 624 amino acids. The record is from RefSeq and is a predicted model, not a curated record. The transcript has a single exon.